CCUCUACAGGAACGUCAUGCAGGAGAACUAUGAGACAGUGACCUCGCUGGGAUUUGCUGUUCCCAAACCUGAUUUGAUCGCUCAACUGGAACGAGGGGAAGAGCCAUGGGUCCCGGAUCUCCAGGCCGCCGAGGAAAGGGAGAGCCAGAGAGGCACCCACACAGGCGAUGAGACAGUGAGUGAGAACGAAGAGGAGAAUUGUCAAUCUGAAAGUCCUGAGCAAUUGGAACUCCUAGGGAUAGUUAUUAAAACAGCUGAUGGGAAUUUUUCGCAGUGCUUGGAACAAGGGGAAGCCUGGGGAAAUUGGCACAGGUCAGAGAAGCAUCUGGGAAACUACCCAAGGAAGAAAGGGAAUGAAUCCAUUGAACGUGGGGCAGGAUGCACAGAUCCUAAGGAAACUACAGCCCAGCAGACAAAUCCCAAGGAGGAGAAACUCUAUAAAUGUCUCGAAUGUGGGAAAAGCUUCAGUGUGAGGACCAACCUUAUUACGCAUCAGAGAAACCACACAGGAGAGAAACCCUAUAAAUGCUGGGAGUGCGGCAAAAGCUUCCAUCAGAGCUCAAGCCUCACUAAACAUCGGAGAAUCCACACGGGAGAGAGACCCUAUGAAUGCCUCAACUGCGGGAAAAGAUUCAGUGUGAGAACAAAUCUUAUUACGCAUCAGAGACUGCACACGGGAGAAAGACCCUAUAAAUGCUUGGACUGCGGGAAAAGCUUUAGUCAGAGCUCAAGCCUUACCAAUCAUCGGAGAAUCCACACAGGAGAGACACCCUAUAAAUGCCCUGACUGUGGGAAAAGUUUCAAGGUGAAAACCAAUCUGAUUACACAUCAGAGAAACCACACGGGAGAGAAACCCUACACGUGUUCGGACUGUGGGAAAAGCUUCAGCCAGAGCUCAAGCCUCACAAAACACUGGAGAGUCCACACGGGAGAGAGACCCCAUACAUGCCUAGUGUGUGGGAAAAGUUUUAGUGAGAGUUCAACACUUAUUAAGCAUGGAAGAGUCCAUACGCGGGACAGACCCUAUGAGUAACUCAAGCGUGGGAAGAGAUUGAAAGAUAAGCCAUUGUUUCGCAUCAGGGAACCCACGCAGGAGAGAAGCCCCAUAAAUGCUUGGACUGUGAGAGGCUUCAGUUGCGGCUGAAACCUUACGAAACAUCAGUGAAUGCACAAGGGUGGGAGAUCCUAGAAGUAACUUGACUGUGGGAAAAGAUUCAGAGCUCAGACAUGAUUACACAUCAGAUAAUUAAUGAGCAAGAAAGAGACCUUCAGUGUGGGGGAAGCUUCAACUGGUGCUCCUUCAGUAGGAAAUAUCAUCAAAUGCACACAGAGAAGAGUCCUGUUCGAAGCAUUUUGAAAGCUGAAGACAUCUAAAUGUAGCUAAUUCCAUGUUGGACAUCAGAGACUCCUCCACACAGCAGGGAAAUUCUCUCAGGGCCCUGACUGGGACCGACCAUGGUGACAAACCCAUUUCCUCGUUCCCACAGACAUCAGGGGCGUUUGGCUCCCAAGGAUCCAGCUGCUUAUUGCAGGAGUGAGGAUCCAGCAGCAGUUGUCAGUGACCCUCUGGCUCUGCCUGGUCUAAGCAAACCCCAGGCAGAGGAGUAGAAGCCCCGGUCAACCCCUCCUCCCUGCUGCAGCCCUGGCUGCUGAGCUAAUGGGCCACAGGCGGGGGAAGGGAGAGAGAGAAACUCCUCCAGCUGCUCCCUCUGCCUUGCUGAAGGUCCCCCCUCUCCCUUCCCCUCCCAGCCGGUAUCACCCUGCCAUGAAGAUGAGGAGAAGAACACUUGGGCCAGGCCCCACCUUCACUCUACACACCUGUCACCACCUCCCAUCUUCCACUAGCCCCUGGGCUGGGCCCCCCACUGACCUGGAGCUGUUCCCUGCAGGGGGAGUGUCCCUAGGGGCUGGUAACUCCUCCCCUCUCCAAAUCCCCCAGAGCGCUGGGCUCUGGGGGAUCAACCAAUAAGGGACCAAGCCGAUGGGUUCCGGGGAGGAAACUGGGGAUUGAAUGGUUGGGGCUGGUGAAGCUGGGAAGCAGGGGAGCUGGGUGCUGGGCUAUUGAGUGUUUGGGGAUCAGGGGAUAAGAGGCGAGGGAGAGCACAGGGGUAGAGAGGUGCUGCCUCAUCACUCACCCCUCUGCCCCUUCUCCCUGCCCCCUUUGCAUUCAGACAGCACCACUGAGAGGGGCUGAUUCCCACAGGGCCUUUUGUGGGAGGCCUGGAGAUCCCACCGCUGCCUCUGCAGCAUUAGCCUCUGAGCAUUUGUCUGGUAGGAAAAGCAGUCGGGAUCAGCCAGCUCCUCUCCUCUGGCCCUCCCCUACUUUUCCUAGUCUAGACUGACCUUGAGCAUCUUAUCACAUCACCCCAUUAGCAGAGUGAUUGUUAUAGUCAUGAGUUCUCCCUUUGGGGAUAAAUUGUCUCAUUCCCAGAGUCUCACAUUGCUCCAAUGUGGGUUUCCCCACGCCCCCAUUUUCUCCCAGAAUUACAUUUAUUUUAAAAAAGCUGGAGCAUGGAUAGUAAAAUGUGGUGUUUUAGCUGCUAUGUUCUUUGAGAUCAAUGGGGUGAGUCUGAGGGAUUCCCUCCUUCCCUCGUCACUGUCACGCUCCAUCUUUGACACAGCAAGCUCUGUCCAAGCUUUGGAGAGUUUUAUCCUCUCCCUAUUCUAUUCCUCCGCCUCCCAAAGUGUCACUUGCCACAAUGUCCUUUGCUUUGCAGGAAUGGCACAUUGAUUGCUUGGAUCCUAAAUCAGACUCCUGAGAGGCAGAGAAAGAAGUGUGCAGGCCUGGAGGGGGAAUUCAAAUGAAGCCCAAAGCACAGCAGGAGGUUUCUGAGCUUCAAUCCCUGUUUCCAUUUAUUGGUAAAGUGGCUUCUGGGAUUUCCCAGCUAAAUCCAGAACAUUUGUCCAUGGGAAGUUUCUCCCUUCCCCUUCUUUUGUUUUGUUAGGGUAAUGCAAACACUUUUGUAAAUUACACAACCAAAUAAGGACCUGCUGAGUAAAGCAGGUUUAGCCAGAUCAGAAGAAAAUGGGUCAAUUUAUUUUCUUUAUUUUGAAUUUGAAGAUUCUCUGGUAUUUCACUUUAUGAACGCGUGAAAGUGUUUUAUGGCCCACCCUGGAUUGUGGGUUUUUCUCUCCUUGGUGAAGGCUGUUUGGUCACGUACUUUGAUAUUAGUUUACUUUGACAGGAUAUAGCUCUGAUUUAUUGGAGACUUCACAAAAAAAUUGAUGAUUUGCCAGACUAGUAUGUAUUUUUUUCCACAGUUUUCUACCCUUCCCUUUAAAUAUUUGUGUGGUUUGAAAAUGAUCCAUGUCUGUCAGCACAUGCACUGAGGGUAGGUGCCAGAUUUACACUCCGAGGGAUGGAGACUGAAAGAAGAAGGAAGUUACUGUCUGAUCCCUGCAGAGAUAUGCCAUCAGGAAGGGGAGAGGAUGGGACUGGAAAACUGCAGGGUUUGCUCUUCAGAGCCAGACAGAUGAGGCUGAGAACUGUGAAAUCACUGUACUGGGGCCAGAGAGAGAGAGGAAUUAUCCUGUGAGUCCCUGAAUUCUAAAUUACUAUGAUUGAUGCCCCUAGAGGAAUGAUCCAGGGAGUGGGGACAAUCUCCUGUUUGUGGAGAGGUGGAAUCUGGGCAGAGGCUAGAAGGAAGCCAGGGAAAUGAACUGGCCUCACCAGCCCUGAAGCCAGGCAAAGCUCUGUCACCAAGAGGCAGAGGUGCAUCCUGGAAGCACAGCUAGUCACUCCCUCAACAUCUACAUUUCCUCUGUGCGGAUGAGAGACGUUCUGUGCUCCACUCACCCCACACUGCAUUCAUCUUCUAACCUGAGCUCCCUGGGUUUCCAGCAUCUCUCGUGAAUUGUCUGCACUUUUCCACCAGCUUAAACGUAUUCCUCUUUCCCUGCUGCCUGCAGGUGCUGGGAGAAUCCAUGUGCUGGCCUGGGGCAGAAAUGCAUGUUUGUGAGCUGGGUGCUAGGUGGGGAGAGGGGAUGGGUAACUUGUAUUUCUUGCUGGCUAAGAAUAAAGUAGAAUUUAGCUUCUCAAACUC
This is a messenger RNA of Gopherus evgoodei (Goodes thornscrub tortoise), 4043 nucleotides long. RefSeq names its product zinc finger protein 239-like. The coding region runs from base 17 to 1033 and encodes 338 amino acids. Gene Ontology annotation, molecular function: RNA polymerase II cis-regulatory region sequence-specific DNA binding; DNA-binding transcription factor activity, RNA polymerase II-specific. Lineage: Eukaryota; Metazoa; Chordata; Testudines; Testudinidae. The transcript has 3 exons. Gene Ontology annotation, biological process: regulation of transcription by RNA polymerase II. The record is from RefSeq and is a predicted model, not a curated record.